Messenger RNA from Silurus meridionalis, 1886 nucleotides. RefSeq names its product docking protein 1a (gene dok1a). Gene Ontology annotation, biological process: positive regulation of MAPK cascade; cell surface receptor protein tyrosine kinase signaling pathway. Gene Ontology annotation, cellular component: cytoplasm. The record is from RefSeq and is a predicted model, not a curated record. NCBI's taxonomy places the organism in Eukaryota, Metazoa, Chordata, Actinopteri, Siluriformes, Siluridae. The transcript is spliced from 5 exons. The coding region runs from base 340 to 1752 and encodes 470 amino acids.
UGGGUUUUUGUUUUGUUUAAGCACUUUAAUAACUUUUCAAAGUAGGUCUGAGUACCAAAUUAUAUAUAGUACCUAGAUCUAGAUCUAGAGGCCUGUCGUGAAUUAUUACUAAUGUUCUAUAAUUGUACAGAAUAACUAUACAUAAGCUAUCUAUUUGUAACAAGAAAAAAAAACUACUCAGAUUCUUUCUCUCAUUAUCGUAUCAUUAUUACUCCAAUCAGUUACCCACCCAAGAAUGAAUAAAUCUGUGCUGCUGUUUAUAAACUGAUUUGAGUUUCAUUUUUCACAUAUGUCUGGGCAAGUCUUUGCUGUGGCAAAAGGCUUAAAGGCUGUGAAGGAAUGAAAUGGAAGAAGUACUGGCUAAACCUUUACCCAAACAGCCGGAAUGGUGUGGCUCGAUUGGAGCUAACAGAAACAGGUCCAGAACGGUCGCCAGUUAUUGUCCGGAAGCAACCCGAUCGCAAGAUUAUAAGAUUAGCUGACUGUAUCAGCGUUGUUCGACUCCCUCCACAUGCAGAGGCCCUGCCUGGGGACAACAUGGCUGCUCUUUGUGUAGCCACAGAUGAAAGGAGACUGGUGUUUGCUGUAGAGAAAGAGGGCUGUGGAGAGUGGGUGGAUAAAAUAUGUGAAAUUGCCUUUCAGAAAAAAGUAAGUAAUAAUGUUCCACGUCCAGUACCACAGAUGGAAGAGAAUCUCAUCUAUGCUUCCAGAGAGGAAGUGUUUGAGUUUCUGGUGACUGUAGAGCAGUCCGAGGCAUCAGUGCGCUGCAGUUUGCAGGGAGUGUAUUGCUUGCAGGUUGGGGAAGAAAUGCUUAUGCUCAAGGAUACUGACAGCAAGAAGAAAGUGAUGGAAUGGCCCUAUAAGCUACUGCGCCGUUAUGGAAGAGACAAUAUAACCUUCUCAUUCGAGGCAGGCAGACGCUGUGAUUCUGGUCCUGGCUCCUUUAUAUUUGAGACAAAGCAAGGUGAUGAGAUUCUCCGACACAUGGAACUGGCCAUUCAGCAACAGAAGAGUCUAUCUGUCACUGGAACUGUCCUCACACCUAGCUCCCCAUUUUCCAAACGACCAAUCAGUGGCAACUUGCUAGACAUUCAGAGCAACAACUAUUCUGACUCUAGCUACUCAAGUCCUGUGUUUCCAGGUUCAGUUAAAUUAGAAGGCAUCACACUUGUUACUGAUUCUUCCCAAAAAACACUGAGGCAACCUGCUGAAUCCAUUCCCUUGCCUGAAAUUGUGUACUCAAAUCCUGUUGUUGCUGUUGGGUUAGAUGAGUGUACAUCCAUACAGUCAGUCAGACCACAAGUACCCAAGAGAAGCACAAGUCCGGGUCAUGGCUAUAAUGCAGACAAAGAACCUGUGUAUUCUGAUCCUGUUGAUGCUAUUCAACCUUCAUUUAAUCCCCCAAAAUAUGAAUCUGCUAAUCCUGCUAAAUCAACAGAAACAUUUAAUACUGUAAGUCAGUUAGAACCAGUGUAUGCUGAGGUAAAUUUCAUACCAUACCCAGCACAAAAACGGGGAAGCAAGGUUCAGAAUAAGGAAGAACCUAUCUACAGUUUACCUCAGGUUUGUGCAGUUCACAAAACAAAUGAGGAUGUUCAAACCAGUGCUGAAAAAGACAGUAAGCUGAGUGCAAAAAGCAACGUGCCAGAGGAAGUCAUCUACAGUCAAGUCAUUAAACCAAAGAAAUCAGCAAAGUCUCAAGACAAGUGCAAAACACAAGAGAUUAUGACUGAGGAUCUUGGACUAAUUUAAAGGAGCAAUGGCAGCUCUAAAUGUAAUAACCAUUUAUAAAGACUAGGCCAUAAUCAUAUAGGAAAAGGUGUUUGUAUUGCAGCUGAAACUACUAUAACUGGUAUUAUAGACAAUAAAUCAGCAAAAUCUGGUCA